UAGACGAGUCACACUGAAACGAGAGGCCAACGAAAACAAGGAAGUACCCAGGAAGCGAGCAGGAACUUGAAUUAGUCGCGAUAAAAUACAGUGACUUUGGUUUAACACUCACUAUAUUCAUUUGUUCCCAUCAAAGUAACGUUACAAUGAACAACAAAGGUCCAUAUCAACAGCAAGCUGUGUAUCCGCAACAGAACACAGCACCCAUAUACCCUCCUACUAUGCAAGUGCCUCCACCUCCCCAGGCACCCCCCUACUCAGAUGCCCCUCCUGCCUAUUCUGAGAUCUACCAGCCAAGGUAUAUGCACCCACCCCAGGCCCCCGGUCAACUACCUCCAAUGACCACUGCAUACCCUGCCACUCAGAUGUAUGUGCCCAUGCCACAAACUGUACCGGUAGGUGCAAUGGCUCCUAAUGUUCCAAUGGCUUACUACCCCAUGGGACCUGUGUAUCCUCCAGGCUCCACAGUCUUAGUGGAGGGUGGAUUUGAUGCUGGAGCUCGAUUUGGCCCUGGUGCCGCUGCUUCCAUCCCUCCCCCUCCUCCUGGACAUGCCCCAAAUGCAGCGCAGCUGGCAGCCAUGCAAGGUGCGAAUGUGAUUAUGACACAACGCAAAAACAACUUCUUCAUGGGUGGCUCUGGAGGGGGAUAUACUAUCUGGUAACAGUGAGAAGGACCUUCUUGGGCCUUGGUCUCCAUCUUCUCUGGUUCCCUCUCCCUUGGGGCAGCUUGGCUAUGCCAUGAUACUGAUAAAACCUACCGGAAUGUAAUGUUUUAGAGUCCCUAAUAAUGGUACAGUACUCAACUGUUGAGAUAAUUUUCAUAAAAAACAAAAACAUGAAGUAUUGCAGACAAACUGUGAUGCUUAUAAAGCACGCUGUGUUUAUAGAGAGCACUUUUCGCACAAUUCAUUGUUCAUUCAUUGUUGUUCUUGAUGCAUUUCUCUUUGAUUUUGAACAUUUUUAGACUACUUUCAUGUUUGUUAGAUCAAGAAUAUUUUCAGUGUUUGUCAAACUGAUAUUUUCCCCCCAUCCUGCAACAAAUUUUCUACCCUUUUGAUCUGUCCUAUCAGAAGUGCUUUCAUAAAAGUAGCUAUGCACUACCCAGUCAGCAGUUUAAUUACACUUUCUAUUAAAAUGGCUUCCAGUAUGUGUAAGUAACACAACUUUAGAUGUAGUCUCCUCUUGUGAGGUUAAAUUGUGCUUCACAUAGUAGAAUUAUAUGUUUACAAAUUCUUAUCACAGUUGAGUACUGUACCUUUUAGGCGAGAGUAGAUAAACAUAAUCAGGUGCCAGAUUAUACUGAGUACCAUUAAUUUAACAAACAUUUGCAGAUAAAAACAAUGCAGUACAAAAAAGAAAACCCUUAUUUUUGGUUCAGAAAGUUGGUUGGCUUUUUUAAUUCUUAAUCCCCCAAUCAUGUCGGAUACCCAGAGCUGUACAUAAUGCACUGUUUAAUUUUAGUUUAGUGAAAUGUCAGACCGUUUCCUUUUCACAAUAGUGUGUGCUUAUCGCACAGUUUUCUUUAGCAUUGUCCUCAACGUUAGAAUUAUUUAGAGAUCAGGGCUUAAUCAAGACAUUUUGUUUUCUUUUCAGUACUUCAGCACAUCAAGCAGGUUUUCUUUUUCCUAGGCAACAUUUAAAUGUAUAACCAAGGAGCUGGUUGUACCAAAGAUCUGGAUUAGAAUGCACUAAAAGCUUUUGCUGUGACUUGAAAGUCAUCUUCUCUCAAUAAUUCUGCACAUGAAAAAUUAAUAAAAGAUAAACAUAUCAAAAUUAGGGGACGGUGAUUGUUUUGUGGGCUUGAAACGCCUGCUAAAGCACACCACUGCUCUGACUGUCUUUUGUAGUAGGGUGUGUUUAAAAAAUUGUAUCUAGCAUAAUUGCAUCUUGAUGGUUCUGCAUGCCUUUUGCACUUUUAUUCAAUACUAUUUUGUUUUUAAUAAAGAUUUAUCAUUGUUAAAUUUUUAGAAAUACUACAAAUAUUAAUUUAUGUGUACUGUCAACCAACUCUGAAAUGUUAGACUUUUUGCAACUUGUUUUUUGUACAAAUGCUUUAUAAAUGCAAAUACAGUGUGUCAUUACAUUUUGCUGCGUGAAUAAUUUUUCAAAGGCAUUUCAUAUUCAUAUAUAUUCUUUCUACAGGAAACGAUGUGUAGUUGCCCACUCUGCCUCUUACCACUCAUAGUUUUGGAUCAUUUGGAAGAUUAUUUUACGCCAUAAGCAAAGCAGAUAAAGCUCUAGAAAGGUGCCAGCACUUUUCUUCAUGUCGGUAUUUUUCUUUACUGGCAUUUGUGUUCUCAAAAGCCUUAUUUUUCUUCCUUUCUCUUACUGAAUAUUCAUCUUACCCAUUGCUACUAAACACUAAAAUGCUCUGCAUCAGUAGGGUGAAACUGGAUUUGUUUUCAGAAACACUUUAACAGUUUGUCUACUGUAAAGUUAUUGAAAUGUGACACUUGUUCAUUCAGUUCCUUCUUCAUGCAGGCCAGUUAAUUGGUCCCCCAUUUUUGUACAGUAAACACUGUCUUUCAGUUCAACUAUUGUGUUAAUGUGCUUUUUUCUUCCUUAAAGUUCCACUUGUAGGGGAAUUUUACACAUUUUUCUAAAUGUAAUGUGAAUAAAAUCAUUCAGACUGGUUUGAUGUGAAAUUAUUAAUUGUAGAGAAAAUCCUUAAAAAUGUUGGCAGUGUUGACAGCAAAAAAUAUAGCCAUUUUGUGCUAUCUAAAAUGACCUGUGAACCUACAAGUGGAUAGAUUUUUAUAUAUAAUGCUGAUAAUGUUAAAAGUGGUGGUUAAACUGGUAAAACAAUACCUGGUCAUGCACUGCCAUGCAUGUAUUAUAAAAGUAUGUGUUUGUCCAAAAUGUUAUCACAACUAUGAUAAAAUAUCAUAAGCAUCAAGCUAUGUAUAUGUGACUAUUUUGUGUAAUAAUGUGGAGUGAGGUACCUCUAAGAGGCAUUAAAUGCUUUUUCUGUCUGAUUCCUACUACCAGAAUUGUGAACAACUCUGAACCAUUCAAACCACUCUAAAUGACUUUAUUUAAAUAUCAACAACUGAAUUAUGCAAAAAUCUUGAAAAACAAUAGGUAAAAUUCCCUUAUUAACAGGUACACCGCUGGGUAUCCGACACUAAUUCUGAAUAUUUAAGCUGUUUUCUCCCUCAUGCUCUUCCAUUGCUAGCAUGACUUCCCUUGCAUUACCAUCUGAGUGAGGCUCAAGCCCAGGAAAAAAUUUUAAAAAGGCCAAAGCCUUCAGCUCCAUAUCAUAAAAAGCAUUAAGUGAUCAUAAUCAGCAUGUCAGAAUUUGAGGUUAUGCUAAAGUUCAUACUUUUACCAGACUAUUCACUUGUGAAGUUAUGGGGGAACAAAUUACAGUUGAUGAACAGUUUGGAGUUCAUGGAUUGUUUUAAAAUUUUGUGGUAAGAGAUGAAGAUAAUGCUCAAUGCUUCAGACUCCUUCAGAAAGUGAUCUGCAAUUACGCUGGUUCACUUAACUUUAUACUAAACAAUAUUUAGAAUAAAGACUAUUUUGGAAAAUUAAA
Molecule: messenger RNA, 3535 nt
Organism: Pygocentrus nattereri (red-bellied piranha)
Lineage: Eukaryota; Metazoa; Chordata; Actinopteri; Characiformes; Serrasalmidae
Gene: dazap2
Product: DAZ associated protein 2
Exons: 4
Coding region: 147-662 (171 amino acids)
Source: RefSeq, a predicted model, not a curated record